This is a messenger RNA of Rhodamnia argentea, 957 nucleotides long. Its product is annotated as receptor like protein 27-like. The transcript has a single exon. The record is from RefSeq and is a predicted model, not a curated record. NCBI's taxonomy places the organism in Eukaryota, Viridiplantae, Streptophyta, Magnoliopsida, Myrtales, Myrtaceae. The coding region runs from base 1 to 957 and encodes 318 amino acids. Gene Ontology annotation, molecular function: protein binding.
AUGUUAGAGUAUUUGAAUCUUGGUCACAAUCAAAUUCUCGAUGGUUUCCCUUCAUGGCUAUCAGAGUUGACCAACUUGAAAGUUAUUAUCUUGAAAUCCAAUAACUUCCAUGGUCCAAUAAAACCACCUCAAAGCCAGUUCAAUUUUAGCAACUUGCAUGUCAUGGACCUUUCCGACAAUAGUUUCACCGGUGAACUUCCUUCCAAGUCGUUGCAGAGUUUCCAUGCCAUGAAAGUAGUUGCUGCUCAAGAUCGCUUGGAAUAUAUGAGUACUACGGAAGAGUUCUCUAGAUUUGGAGAGCUCUAUGGAGUUCUAACAUCCUUGUAUUAUGGAAUGAAAUUGACGAAUAAAGGCAUAGAAAGGGAAUACUCGAAGGUUCCAUAUGCCCUUAUGGGAAUUGACCUCUCCAACAACAAAUUCGAAGGAUGCAUACUCGAUCUCAUUGGAGAUUUGAAGUCACUUCUCAUGCUUAAUCUUUCGAACAAUGUUCUUACCGGUUCCAUCCCGCCUUCCUUAGCAAAUUUGACAAAGUUGGAAUCUCUAGAUCUUUCUCAAAACAAGCUGUCAGGAGAGAUUCCUCCACAGCUAGCCCAACUUACAUUUCUUUCAUAUUUCAACGUCUCUCAUAAUCAACUGUUGGGGCCAAUUCCAGGAGGAGGUCGGUUCAACACAUUCACGAUUGAUUCAUUUGCCAUGAAUGAGGGGUUAUGUGGAAGUCCUUUGCCAAAAAAAUGCACAACGGUUGGGUAUAACUUACCAAUACCACCAUCUCCCCAGGAAGAAAUCGGCGAAGAGUCUCCAUUCAACUUGGAUCGGAAAUUUGUGCUAAUUGGGGCUGGAGUCGGGUUUCUGAUUGGGGUUGUGCUGGGGAAUUUGAUUAUUGACGAGAAGAGUAGGUGGUUUUUACACUAUUCCAAGAGAAUGGCAAAAAGAUGGAACAAAUUGAGAAGGCACUAA